Penicillium paradoxum is the source of this 1419-nucleotide messenger RNA. RefSeq lists its product as uncharacterized. Bases 1 to 1419 code for a protein of 472 amino acids. The record is from RefSeq and is a predicted model, not a curated record. The transcript has 2 exons. Gene Ontology annotation, biological process: regulation of cyclin-dependent protein serine/threonine kinase activity. Lineage: Eukaryota; Fungi; Ascomycota; Eurotiomycetes; Eurotiales; Aspergillaceae. Gene Ontology annotation, cellular component: cyclin-dependent protein kinase holoenzyme complex; nucleus. Gene Ontology annotation, molecular function: cyclin-dependent protein serine/threonine kinase regulator activity; protein kinase binding.
AUGCCGUCCUUCUUCGUCCCAGGCCACCAUGGCCUGCCUACGCCUCCCCAUGUCAACGGUGGUCGUAUGGAAGACCCAUCAUUCUACCCGGUUGGUCAUGCAGGAUUCCCUCCUCGCUACCACCAAAGCGGCAAUGAGUUCAUCGAACAAUACUCGCAGUCUCUGUGUUACGCCAAGCCCACUUCGAUGAAUCUCCACCCCCAUUCCGCCCAUCCGAUGAACACUGCUCGCGAUCAUCACCCGAUGAACCAGCAGCCUAUGUUUAACCCGAUGAUUGGCACUGCCUUGCCCGCAAUCCGCAACAACAUGCACCUUCCGCCCAUGGAUGCUACGAUCCCCCCUCAAUACCGCCGACAGGAAGCCGCCCCAAUGCAGCAGCAGCCCGAACAACCCCGCAAGGAGGAAAAGGCUACUGGAGGUGUUGCAGCUCACCUGGAUUACGAGAUGGAUCGCAUGUCCGACUUUGUGGCAGAGAUGGCUCAGGGAAUGUAUGAUUUGUUCGAGACCAACAUCACCAUUGCAGAUAUUGACCUCGUGCGAAGCAUCUACCCAGGAUCUUCGUUUCGGAAAUACGUCUUUCAGAUUUUGUCCUCGACUCGCCUCCCAAGUUCUACCAUCCUGCUCGGUCUCUUUUAUUUGGCCAGCCGCGUGCGCCUGUUGUCGGCUCAACGCGCCUUCGCCAAGUCCGACAGUAGCCAGGUCUAUCGUAUGUUGACCGUCGCUCUUUUGUUGGGUAGCAAGUUCCUCGACGACAACACGUUCCAGAACAAAUCAUGGUCCGAGGUCAGCAAUAUUCCCGUUGCUGAUCUGAACCGUAUGGAGCUGGAAUGGCUCUUCGCAUUCGACUGGAAGAUCCACGACCGCAUUUACGACAAGCAGGAUGGUUUCAACUCGUGGCGUGCCCACUGGGAUACCUGGAGUGCUAAGGCUACCGUUCGGGCCCAGGAGUCACGCCAAACUUUGGCCCCUCUCGAGACCAACGUCAUCCGCAGUCAGGGUGUCGCCAAACCUCUCAUGUCCCCCGAAGGCCCUAUCCCGCCUCAGUACCAACGCAGCGCACAAAUCGAGAACUCUUGGCUGAACCCGACCGCAUCCGAAUACUCGCCUCCCUCUGCUCUUUCUAGUGGCCCCACUACUCCCGACUACUAUUCAGUUGGCCCUUGGGGUUACGCUAACCCGGCUCCUCCCCCGCCCUACUCGCGGGGCUGGAAUGCUCCCUCACAGUACAUGGCUCACCCAGCACCUCGAUCUCAACCCCCAUCCUACCACCACACUCCGGCGUACGGCUUGCCGUUCGCUCAGAGUCUCUGGACGGGUCAUGGUUCAUCGUGCGGCUGUACCUAUUGUACUAAGCAUCUCGAGCACUAUAUGUGCAACAGUGCAUUCCCCUCUAUGCAGCAACCGAUGAUCGCAACCUAG